AUCGGGUUUAGUGGACGAUUGCACAAUUCUCGGUACCUCCUUGUCUAUCCUCAGUCGAGUCGAACUUAACCUGUCGGCCAUAUUUAAUUGUGUCGGACCUUUCACACACACUUGUGUUUUGGUGUUGCUGGAUGUCAAAGUGAAAUUGUGGGUUUUGCAUCUUUUUGCAUCUUUUGUGGGAUUUGAACGCGCUGCCGCUGCGUCUCAGCCGACCGCCCGAACCGCUGCGCCACAGGACAUUGAGAAGCACAGCGCGAAUCUACGAUACCGGUUACACGACUUUACCGGCGGUCAUUACAAUUUGAACUUUAUUUUCAAACAGUUAAGCUUUCUUGUAAAGUGUCAAUAUGCCGUGUUUAUUUUGCAAUGGACCCAUUAAUGAUAGCACAUUUCUGAAAUGCAUCGGGUGCGCGGGCAGCUAUCAUUGUAGCUGUUUAGAUAUAACUUUAGCGCAAUGUACAGAGAACUUUCUUCAGACGUGGUUAUGCUCAUUUUGUACAUCAGUAAAUACGCGCCGACGAAGGAAUGACAACACUCCAAUUCAACUUAGGCCAGGGAUAUCGACAUUUGAUGACUCUGUUAUGUCAUGUGAUGACACAGUCGAUAACUCCAAAGAGACGACAGACAUUCAGUGCACGAAUUUGUCAGCAAACAGCACUUUACUCGCUACACCACCUAACUCUUAUCAGCUUCGACAAGUUCAACAAGAAAGUAAUACCUUAAUGCCACAAGAGUUAUUGAAUAAUAUCUUGUCAAAAGUGACUGCUUUACAGACGCAGUUCUCUGCUAUUCAGGUAAUCCAGAUGGAUAUAUCCCAAGUUAAAUCCGAUAUAGCGGAAAUGAAGAGCAGUAUUGACAUAAAAUUAGAUGACUUGGCUGGGAGAAUGACUACCAUAGAAUCACGCGUUAGUGCGCUAGAAGAAAGUAAGACGGAACUCGAUGGCGUCAAAAAGGUGAUCGAUGACAUCAUAAAUGACUCCAGAAAAAAUGAGCAGUGGGUUCGACGCUCUAAUAUACAGAUAAAUGGGGUCCCCGAAGUUAAAGGGGAAAAUCUGUACGCGGUGUUAAAAUCCCUGGCCGAAGUAAGUGGUUUUCCGUUGGACACUAACACCGACAUUGAUUUUGUCACCCGAGUUGCGGUACGGAACGACAGGGACAACGCCAAACCGAAGCCCAUUAUUGUGAAGAUGCAGGCUCGUUAUAAAAAAGACGACUUUAUGUCGUCCCUGCGCAAAAUUAAAAACUUGAAGGCAGCCGACCUGGGAUAUUCUAACAGUGCGAACAGAGUCUACAUUAACGAUCACCUGUCCAGUUUCAACAAACACCUUCUUAAGGAAGCAAAACAAAGGGCAAUCAAGAAACAGUAUAAAUUUUGUUGGGUUCGUAACUGUACUGUUAUGGUGCGUCGCAACGAGAACUCGCCGAUCCUCUACAUCACAUCUGAAGACUCGUUAAACAAAAUUACAUAGGAAUUAAUUAUCUUGUUUUUCAAGCUUUUAAACAACUCACGUCGUUAUUUAAUCUUGUAAUGUUAAUUAUUGUAAAAGAAGUGCUCACUAUCUAUACUUUGAACAAAAAAUGUCUAAAAAAAAUAUGUCUAUAUUGCAGAAACAUAACUUGUUCCAGUACACAUCGCGUAUGUCGUCAUGCUCAUUUAAUUGCGUUAUUUUAUAUUAACUCACACGAUAUCAAUAUCACCCCCUUUAUUACGAGACAAAGAAAUAUGCCCCUUAAAGUUUAUGAAUUUAAUCUCAAUCCUAAAAUAAUAUUCAUACAUAUAAUAAUUGGAUAUUUAGUAAUCAAAUAAUAGGUAUUUCAAUAUAUUACCAAAAUGUCCGUGGAUUACGGUCCAAAACAACCGAAUUCCUACGCAACCUACUUAGAUUUAAUUAUGAUAUCAUUUGUAUUACAGAAACCUGGCUUUUACCUGGUAUUUUUGACGGUGAACUCUUCGACGCGCGCUACAAUGUUUAUCGGACCGACCGCGACUACGCUAGAAUGGGUCUGACUCGCGGCGGCGGCACGCUGAUAGCGGUGCGCCGAGAUUUCUGUGUCGAUCGACGUGAUUUUUGCCCCACAUCUGUUUUGCCUGACGCUGAGGUUACUUGGGUGGACAUCUCGGUAUCUCAUAGUACCAGUAUUAAAAAACUAAGAUUACUGACUUGCUACUUCCCUCAAAGCAAAUAUCAGAUGGAAUCACAAUUAGCAUUCUUUGAAUAUGUAUCAAAUGUUUAUACAGACUUCCCAGAUGAUUUUUUUAUUGCUCUAGGUGACUUUAAUAUCCCGGAAGCUCUCUGGGUGCCUCUCGCUGAUGAUCAACAUAGUUUUAAGAUGGAAAAUCCUAAUUACAAUCCGAUGACAACACAGCUGUCUGCGUUUAUGAGUUUUACAGGAUGGCAACAAUUUAAUAAUAUUCCUAACAAGAAUAAUAGGCAAUUGGAUUUAGUUUUGUCAAAUAAUAGUUGUAAAUUAUUUUCGGUUGAGCCUUUAGUGCCUAUAGAUGGUCAUCAUCCGGUAUUUUGUAUAAAUAUCGAGUUAAGAUCGAUUGACCAAAACUUGAAACCCGCCUCUCGCAUUAUUCGCCGUUUUUUCGCAGCUGACUACGACAUAGUCAAUGCUGAAUUGGAAAAAGUAGACUGGGAAGGACAACUUUCAUUAGGUGACAUUGAAAAAGCCGUGGACAUAUUUUAUAUAAUAUUAAAUACAAUAAUAGACAAAUGUAUACCAACUAAAAUGGUUAACUCAAACGAAAAAAAAUAUCCCAUUUGGUAUUCCCGACCCUUAAUUAAACUCAUUAAAAGAAAGGCAAAAAUUCAUAGAAAGUGGAAAAUCUACGAGAGACCAACAGAUUAUAAUACUUUCUCAGCCUUAAGAUCAACAAUAAAAAAACUAGAAGUUUCUUGCUACAAUUUAUAUAUCUCUAGAACAGAAAAAAAUAUACGCUAUAAUUCAAAAUCAUUUUGGUCAUUUUUAAAAUCGAAAAUGAGUAGCAAUGGUUUACCCAACACACUUUAUUUGGACAACCACGUAGGUCAUAAUGGUCAACAAAUAUCAAACUUAUUUAAUACUUUCUUUCAAUCGGUGUUCGUUGAAGAUGCCGGUGUAACUGAAAUAAACCCAUUAUAUACGGACAAUAUAAAUACAUAUUUGCCUAUUAGUAAUAAUAUAAGCCAUAUCAAAAUUACUCCGACAGUGGUAGAAAAUUAUUUAAAAUCAUUAGUAGUGUCUAAGGGAAGUGGACCGGAUGAAAUCCACCCAGUAUUCCUUCAAAGAUGCCGUGCAACACUAGCCUCACCGAUUAGCUAUUUAUUUAAUCUUUCCUUGAGCACUGGAACGAUGCCGGCAUCUUGGAAACGCUCAAUUGUUAUUCCGAUUUUCAAGAAUGGGAAAAAAGAUAACAUUAAAAAUUACCGCGGAAUCUCAAAACUAUCUGUUAUUCCAAAACUAUUCGAAAAAAUUAUUUAUGAUAUCCUUUAUAGUGUAAUAAGGCCACUGCUAAUUCCACAACAACAUGGAUUUGUUAACAGGAGGUCCACAGAAUCGAAUCUUUUAGAGUUACUAGAUUAUUCUCUUGUUGCAAUGAAUAAAGGUUUUCAGGUAGAUGCUAUAUAUACAGACUUUUCCAAAGCAUUUGACAAAAUUUCCCAUUCUAUCCUCAUAAACAAACUACAAUCAUUGGGAGUCCAUGGUAAUCUCUUGAGAUGGCUCACGUCAUAUCUACGCAAUAGAACCCAGGCGGUAGCGGUCAAAGGUCAUAUUUCCAGCUUUAUUCCUAUCCCCUCAGGCGUCCCUCAAGGAUCCCAUCUAGGCCCAUUGUUAUUCAAUGUGUUUAUUAAUGACGUAAUCAAGUGUUUCCAUCACUCCAGAGUUCUUUUGUAUGCCGACGAUAUGAAGAUAUUUAGCGCUAUCUCAUCAAACAAUGACUGUAUCAAUCUGCAACAGGACCUUGAUAGACUAAGUACUUACUGCCAACAUAACAAACUGUCGCUGAAUAUUGCUAAAUGUUAUUCCAUCUCAUUCUCAAGAAAACGUAAUCCUAUAAUUCAUAAUUAUUCUAUUAAUAACGUACAUCUUCAUAGAGUAGAUGAGGUUAAAGAUCUCGGCGUAUACAUCGACAAUGAGUUGCAAUUAACUACCCAUGUAAAUAAAAUUGUUCAGAAAGCAUACAAAAUGCUCGGAUUUAUAUUUCGACAAAGUAAGGAUUUUAAAAAUCCAAACACUUUCAUUCUUUUAUACAACGCCUUCGUUAGAUCCCACUUGGAAUAUGCUUCUACGGUAUGGUCUCCUCAUUUUGCUAUUCACAUUAACUCAAUUGAAAGGAUCCAAAAUAAAUUUAUCAAGUUUAUGAAAUACAAAUUCAAAACUUUUGACCACAACCGUCUAGAACCCCUUCAAGUUCGUCGCGAUGUUAGGGACCAAGUGGUUUUAUUUAAAAUCCUUAACGGAUCGAUUGACUCACCUAAUCUGCUUUCGGACAUAUUCUUUCGAUGUCCAGACCGUCGAACGCGUUCCUUUAACUUAUUCUCAAUACCUUCCAACCGAACUGUGUACGCGAAGAACAGAUUUCUCGUAAGAGCAUGCAAAAGCUAUAAUGAUAAGUACUCUGAUAUUGAUAUAUUUAAUUCUACCUUACCUAAGUUUGUUUCUGCAAUUAAGAACAUAAAUAAAUAAAUAACAGUAAUAAAAAAAAAAGUAGUAAAUAUUAAAUCUAAUGAUUUGUAUUCUCUAAGAUAAUGAGCUGCAUGUAAAUUUAGUAUAAGCAAGGUAUUAUGUCUUUCUUUUCUGUUGUUAAAGUUUAAUAAUCUUACCUAAACCUACUUUACAAUUUCAUAGAAGUGAAACCAAAUUGUAUAAGUCUGGUUUGAGCAGCAAAGAAUGUUAUUAUUCUAUAAGUGGAAACUGUUAUGGCUUGUGUGUAU
Cydia pomonella (codling moth) is the source of this 4919-nucleotide messenger RNA. RefSeq lists its product as uncharacterized. The record is from RefSeq and is a predicted model, not a curated record. Bases 348 to 1469 code for a protein of 373 amino acids. The transcript has a single exon. NCBI's taxonomy places the organism in Eukaryota, Metazoa, Arthropoda, Insecta, Lepidoptera, Tortricidae.